AUUGUGUACACACGGAACGGAACAAAGUGCGGCUGUGUUGGUGCGCCAGGAAAAGGCAAUCAGUCAGUUUGCUAAAUAAAAAAAAAGGUUGCUGCAAGAAAGACCAGCUGGGGUGGAUCGCAAAUUCGACGGAAGUUUUUUUCUCUACACCGCUUUACGGUGAACAUUAGCAAAAGCAACCCUCCUCAAGUUACGGUUCCGUUUGGCGCUUCGGUUUGGGCGAGAAAGCCAUCAUCGUCCGCUGGAUCGGUAAAACGGGUUGGUACGCGCUUUGUUGGUAGAAAUUGCGUGUCUCCCCAGCGCGCACACACAAGCACAACGUCAGAUGAUAAUGAGCUCCGUGUGCCUUCCAGCAGCACCAGCACCACCACCACGUUAGUCGUUGGACAAAACAACACAGGUUCGGUGCCGAAUUCUAUACCACGCGCGAAGGACGACCGCUUUUUUGGUGAACUGUUGGUAAGCCAGUGUAGCGUGUGCCGCGGACCGGGUUUCCCUUUCACGGGUGAGGCUGCCAGUGUGUUCUGCUCGACCAAACAACAUCUCCAUCCGUGUCGAACAUUGAUGCUGCGCGUGUGUGCGGUUUAGGAUAGGGCUGCCAGUCAGCCAGCCAGCCAGCCAGCCAACCAGUGUCGUGCAAACCACCCCUGCAACUGUAGUGAACAACGGCUUUUCCCCCAUCCCAGCGCAAACGAGUGAAAAGUAGGAAAAGCGAACUUCUCCACCCUUUGUCCAAACCCAUUUAGUGCAAGUGUGCGUGGUUGUGUUCGAUGGUUUCACCCGUCGGAUAACAAAGAACAGCAUCGGUCAAAUGACCUCCGAAGGAACGCUUGUGGAUCUGGAUUUCGGAGACACAAGCACGACGAAUCCCGCCAGUGCCAUCGUCACAUCGAACGGACACACAGCAGCAGCAGCAGCAGCAGAAACGCAACCACCGACGACCACACACACACUCCCCGGAACGGUGAAUCAUCUAGCGUUCGUUUCCGGUGCCACCGGUGGACACCCGCAAAAGCAACUACAGCCACCAGCGUCGCAGCCGCAAGCAGCGGACCACGGUGAGCGAGGCGUGAACGAUGCAAUCAUAAGCGACCUACUGCUGCCGAUCUCCACCUCCUCCUCUGCAGCCGAUAAGCAGAGCGUGAACAACCAUCACCACCACCACCACCACUACGACCACCAAGGUUCGUCGCGGCUGUCCGCAUCCUCAGCCGCGACCGUGGCCGCCACCAUCGCCGUAGUGGACACCGGCGACGGUACGCCGCUCGUCCUGCCGGACGUUAGCUUCGAAGGCAUCACGCUGGAUUCCGGCAUCGAUCGAGAGUCGCAGCCCCUGCUGGGGUCGCGCGAUCAUGAGAUUACGUACAAUCAGUUUCCCGAUGAUCCUCACUUCAGUGACCUAGUGUACUCGGCAGAAAUAGCGAUCGAUGCUGGCAUCUAUCCGGAACGUAUCUACCAAGGCAGCAGUGGGUCCUACUUUGUGAAAAAUCCCGCCAAAAAAGUAAUUGCCGUUUUUAAACCAAAAGAUGAGGAACCGUACGGAAGGUUAAAUCCCAAGUGGACCAAAUGGAUGCACAAGCUGUGCUGUCCGUGCUGUUUUGGACGCGCCUGUUUGAUACCGAACCAAGGGUAUCUCUCGGAGGCCGGAGCUAGUCUAGUGGACCAAAAACUAAAUCUAAACAUCGUACCGAAGACGCGCGUCGUGCGCCUCGUGUCGGAAACGUUCAACUACCCGCGCAUCGACCGGCAGAAGGCACGGAUCAAGAAGACGAUCAAGGAGCGCAUCCCGGCCGCUCGGUUCAACCGCAUGUCGCUCCCGCCGAAGACCGGCUCGUUUCAGCUGUUCGUCGACGGGUACAAGGAUGCCGACUACUGGUUGCGCCGGUUCGAGCAGGAGCCGCUGCCGACGCGGCUCGGUCAAAAGUUUCAGCUACAGUUCGAGCGGCUGGUCGUGCUCGACUACAUCAUCCGCAACACGGACCGGGGCAACGACAACUGGCUGAUCAAGUACGAUCAACCGUCGAUCCUGCCGACCAGCCCGACCGCGGCCACGACACCGAACGGCGUGAACGGCAUCGCGGCGGCCAACGGCAACGGGUACAUCCCGCGCAGCAGCAGCCGGCUGGAGAUGAUGGAACACACCGACUGGAAUCUGGUGCAGCUGCCCGAAAUUCGGAUCGCCGCCAUCGACAACGGGCUCGCGUUCCCGUUCAAGCAUCCCGACUCGUGGCGCGCCUACCCGUACCAUUGGGCGUGGCUGCCGCAGGCGAAGCAACCGUUCAGCCAGGACAUCAAGGAUCUGGUGCUGCCGUCGCUGUCCGAUCCGCACUUCUGCGAGGAGCUGUGCAACGAGCUGUACGAGCUGUUCAAGCAGGACAAGGGCUUCGACCGGGGCCUGUUCGAGCGGCAGAUGUCUGUGAUGCGCGGUCAGAUGCUGAAUCUAACGCAAGCUUUAAAGGACGGCAAGAGCCCGGUCCAGCUGGUCCAGAUGCCGGCCGUCAUCGUCGAGAGAUCGAAGGUUAAUCCGGGAUCGUCGAGAUUUUUCUCAUUCCAGCAGCGCUUCCAAAACAAGAGUCCGUUCUUCUCCUGGUGUUCGAAAUUUUCAAGCCAUUCAAAACCGGAAGUUCAAGUCCCGAUGGCCGAAACGGAAGGAGUGUGCUUAGUCGCGGAGCAGGAUCCAUGUGCAGCGGGUUGCACUGUCUACUGCGAUGAGGCUGCCGUACCAUUAGCAGCGCCCCAAAUUCCCUGCUGCGCACCGACCGGUGGAGAAAUUCCGGACACAGCGUGCCUCGAUCCGUCCUACCCGUGUUGUGCCGAGUCCUGUGCGCAGCCAACCGCCAUCGUCGUCGACGAUUGUUCCGUUCCCGCGGCUGACUGCUGCCCGGCCGAGAUGCCACAGUGCUGUAACUGUGCCUGCGGUAGGCCGGGAUGUGUGCCCAUGAAGCGUGUGCGCUACGUCCAGCCGCCGAAACGGGAGUCCUGCAAACCGAUCGUAACGUACAAAGCGCCCGAGGUGGAGUUCGGUGGCGAUUCGACCUACAAAACGUCCUUCAGUGCCGAUCCCCAGCUGGUCGUCAAUGCUCGCCCGCUACCGAUCAAGCCCCAGGGCCAUCUGGUGCCACAUUCGGGCAGUUUGGAGAAAACCACCGUCACAGCGCUCUCCUACCCUGGUUACAACAAUGUAGAUCGAGCGCAACCGAUAGUUCCUACCGGCAAUCAGCUGAUACAGCCGGGCCCGCUGCAGGAGGUGACGACCAGCCGGCAUGAUUACGUGGCCAAAACGACACCAAAGCGGUACAAAAUCGUCCCGCCGGGGCACAUGCACGUGCACAGCGCACCGUUCGAAAAGCAGACGAUGAACAAGCUGUCCUACAGCUGCCCGAACAUGGCCAGCUUCGAGCCGGCCCGCUCCUGCAAACCGUUGCGCGAGUACGAGCGUCCCGAGAUCCCAAUGCAGUCCGAAACGACCACAAAGCUCAGCUACGGUCCGGUCUGCCCACCGCCCAAGGAGGACGUGCCGUGGGCGCGGCGCGCCUGCUACCAGCCGCCCGACGUGCCGAUGGACAACGAGACGACGUACAAGAAGAGCUUCAUGCCGGGCUGCGCGAACGAGCGGGCCAAGAUGGUGCUGCCGUACAACAACCUUUCCGUACCUGCCGGUUCGGGUUUCGAAUCGAAGACAGUCUACAAGGAGAGCUACCACAGUGCCACGUGCGGCGAGCGGCCGCCCGCGAUACGCCCCGUCGCCAAUCUGCGCGUGGCCGAGCAGCGGCUGGACGACGACACCGUGUACAAGACAUCCUUUGCCACCCACUGCCAUGCGGAACGGCCGGCACCGAUCCGUCCCCGUCCCGCACCGCUGAUCGGCGACGGGCCCAUGCAGGAGGUGACCACGCAGCGGCACGACUUUGUCUGCAAGGGGCAAGCGAAGCGGGACCCGAUCGUGCCACAAGGAUCGCUCAAGAUGCCAACGGGACGGGUGGAGAGUGCCACCGUCAACCGAUUAUCCUACCCGGCCAACAAGGAAAACAUUGUGCCGACGAAAUCGUGCAAACCCAUCCUGGUCUACAAGCGUCCGGAGGAACCGAUGGAGAGUGAUACGACACAGAAGCUAAGCUACAUGCCCGUGUGUCUGCCGCAGAAAGAGCACUACCCGUGGGCGCAGCGAGCCCGCUACCAGCCACCGAACCUGCCGAUGGACUCGGACACGGUGCAGAAGCUGAGCUACGCGCCACCCGGGCAGUACAUCGAGGAGCCGUGCGCUAGUGGGGCGGUCUGCUGCCAAUCGUGCAGUCCGGCCGCGGUCAACUGCUGCGCAAACGUGGACACGGCGUGCAGCGGUGUCAGUUACCCGCGCGCAGCUAUUGUGAAGUAGAGCUUCAGCUGCACACGGUGUGAUCGAAUCGGAUCGGUGCCUUGCGUCGUGCUUUGCGUCGGAGAGCUUGCAAGUCAAAUCCUAACGGUUUUAUAUUUGUGUUUACCUUUGUGCUGAUAAGUUGAAAAAAGAAAAUCCUGUAGAGUAUUGCCCCAUUUACCCCCUUUCCUUUUUAUGGCUGACGAAACAUAAAAAAUAUAUAUCAU
Molecule: messenger RNA, 4581 nt
Organism: Anopheles arabiensis
Lineage: Eukaryota; Metazoa; Arthropoda; Insecta; Diptera; Culicidae
Gene: Pi4KIIalpha
Exons: 12
Coding region: 812-4375 (1187 amino acids)
Biological process (GO): Golgi organization; endosome organization; phosphatidylinositol phosphate biosynthetic process
Cellular component (GO): lysosomal membrane; endosome; trans-Golgi network
Molecular function (GO): microtubule binding; 1-phosphatidylinositol 4-kinase activity
Source: RefSeq, a predicted model, not a curated record